CGCCUCCAUUCUCCCCCAACCCACCAGAGCCAAGUGAAAUCCCAAUCUCCAAACUCCUCAGCGCAGCAGCAGCCAGAUCCUUCCCCAUCCAUCCCAAUGGCCCGCACGAAGCAGACGGCGCGCAAGUCCACCGGCGGCAAGGCGCCGAGGAAGCAGCUCGCCACCAAGGCGGCUCGCAAGUCGGCCCCGGCCACAGGCGGCGUGAAGAAGCCCCACCGUUUCCGCCCCGGCACCGUGGCGCUCCGGGAGAUCCGCAAGUACCAGAAGAGCACGGAGCUGCUCAUCCGCAAGCUCCCCUUCCAGCGCCUCGUCCGGGAGAUCGCCCAGGACUUCAAGACCGACCUCCGCUUCCAGUCCUCCGCCGUCUCCGCGCUCCAGGAGGCCGCCGAGGCGUACCUCGUCGGCCUCUUCGAGGACACCAACCUCUGCGCCAUCCACGCCAAGCGCGUCACCAUCAUGCCCAAGGACAUCCAGCUCGCCCGCCGCAUCCGUGGGGAGAGGGCCUAGGUCUUGGUUCGCCGGCAGUACUGGGUAGUAGCUGCUCUUGUCCUGUGAUCCGGGUGUGUGUCGGGUGCUUCUGUUUGUUGGUGUUGAUAUGAUGUGUCGUCUGGUCCUAUGUAUGCUGAUGCUCGAAUGAAAUUGCAAUGGAAAGUUCAGUGUUAUCGAUC
Molecule: messenger RNA, 668 nt
Organism: Triticum aestivum (bread wheat)
Lineage: Eukaryota; Viridiplantae; Streptophyta; Magnoliopsida; Poales; Poaceae
Product: histone H3.2
Exons: 1
Coding region: 97-507 (136 amino acids)
Cellular component (GO): nucleosome
Molecular function (GO): structural constituent of chromatin; protein heterodimerization activity; DNA binding
Source: RefSeq, a predicted model, not a curated record